AUGGGCGCAAGGAAGUUCGCCCUCAUCAACGUCGGCCUGCAAGGCUGUGUGCCAGCGGCGCGGGUGCUCAGCCCGAUGGGCGAGUGCUGGCACAGCCUCAACCAGCUCGCCGCCGGCUUCAACGACGCCCUCCGGUCCCGGCUCGCCGGCCUCGCCCCGAGGCUGCCGGGACUCGUCUACUCCCUGGCCGACCUCCUCGGCUUCACGCGGGACACCUUGGCCGACCCGUGGGCUUCGGGGUACACCGACAUCGUCGGCGCGUGCUGCGGCAGCGGGCGGUUGAGCGGGGAGGCGGAGUGCUUUCCCAACUCCACGCUCUGCGCUGACCGCGAUCAGCAUGUCUUCUGGGAUCGCGUGCACUUCUCCCAGCGGACAGCAUUUCUCAUCGCCCAGGCGUUCUACGAUGGGCCAGCAAAGUACACCACUCCCAUCAACUUCAUGCAACUGGCCCAGUCCAGUUAUUUAACCACGAAAGCAUUAGUAAUUUGAGACUUUGAGCAGAUGUGAUGAGACAGCAGGCCAAUUGAAAUGGAGAAUCAAAUCACGAAAUGAAAAU
Messenger RNA from Setaria italica (foxtail millet), 556 nucleotides. RefSeq names its product GDSL esterase/lipase At1g71250-like. Gene Ontology annotation, molecular function: hydrolase activity, acting on ester bonds. Lineage: Eukaryota; Viridiplantae; Streptophyta; Magnoliopsida; Poales; Poaceae. The transcript has a single exon. The record is from RefSeq and is a predicted model, not a curated record. Bases 1 to 489 code for a protein of 162 amino acids.